This is a messenger RNA of Culicoides brevitarsis, 2852 nucleotides long. RefSeq names its product protein HIRA homolog (gene Hira). The record is from RefSeq and is a predicted model, not a curated record. NCBI's taxonomy places the organism in Eukaryota, Metazoa, Arthropoda, Insecta, Diptera, Ceratopogonidae. Gene Ontology annotation, cellular component: chromatin; nucleus; HIR complex. Bases 96 to 2771 code for a protein of 891 amino acids. The transcript is spliced from 3 exons. Gene Ontology annotation, biological process: regulation of DNA-templated transcription; DNA-templated transcription; chromatin remodeling. Gene Ontology annotation, molecular function: nucleosome binding; protein binding.
AAUUGUUUACCUCCUCAAAUUUAGUGAAUUUAAUGUAGAAAUAGCACGAAAAAUUAACAGAAAAUAGUUUUAUCGCACAGUAAAACUCUCGAAAAAUGAAAAUUUUGAUACCGGAAUGGGUUCAUCACGACGAAAAGCCCAUAUUUAGCAUCGAUAUCCAUCCACAUGGGAAUAAAUUUGCAAUUGGCGGAUUAGGAGCAGAUGCAGGACGUGUUACAAUUUGGAACCUUUCACCCGUUUUAAACAAUGAUUCAGACAAAGAAUCUUCCGUUCCAAAGUUGCUCUGUCAAAUGGACAAUCAUCUUUCUUGCGUAAAUUGCGUUCGUUGGAGCUACAAUGGCGAAUAUUUGGCAACGGGAAGCGACGACAAGCUCGUUAUGAUUUGGCGAAAGACUGCGACGAAAUCAGGAGCUUUCGGAACGGGCGGCAUGAAGCAAAAUGUGGAAAAUUGGCGUUGUAUGCAUACUUUGCGAGGGCACAGCGGCGAUGUUUUGGAUUUAGCUUGGUCUCCGCAAGAUCGAUGGCUCGCCACAAGUAGCGUCGACAAUUCCAUCAUCGUUUGGGAUGCCUUGAAUUUUCCCACGAUGAUCGCAAUUCUCAAAGGACACACGGGUCUCGUGAAAGGCGUCACUUGGGAUCCCGUGGGAAAGUUUCUCGCAUCGCAAAGUGACGACAAAACGGUGCGAAUUUGGAAAACUACCGACUGGACUUGUCAAUCUUCGAUUACAGACCCGUUCGAGGAAUGCGGAGGCACGACACACGUUUUACGUCUUGCUUGGUCUCCCGACGGGCAAUAUUUGGUAUCAGCUCAUGCGAUGAACAACGGGGUCCCGACAGCACAAAUUAUCGAACGCGAAGGCUGGAAAUGCGACAAAGACUUUGUUGGACAUCGGAAGGCAAUUACGUGCGUUCGUUUCAAUUCGGCGAUCUUAAAUCGUGAAAUCGCCGGUGUCAGUAAACCCCAAAAGUAUUGCUGCCUUGCGAUGGGAAGUCGUGACAAGAGUUUGUCAAUUUGGUCAACGAACAUGAACAGACCAACGAUUGUGCUUGAUGACGUUUUUCAAGAUUCCGUGCUCGAUAUUGCGUGGAGCAGCAACGGAUAUUUGCUCAUGGCAUGUUCGAGCGAUGGCACAGUUGCUUGCAUUCAAUUUGAAAAGAACGAACUUGGCACGCCGCUGACGAUCGAGGAGAAAAAUGAACUUUAUCAGAGGAUUUAUGGCAAAGAUAUUAAUUUGGAUUUCAAUCAAGCGAAGGAUAUAAUUUUGGAAAAUUCGGAAAUGCUCUCGACAAGUAGCAAAGAAAGUUUGCUCGUUCCUUCCUUCAGUUCGAAUCAAAAAAGGCCCGAACCAACUCCGAUAGCGACGAGCAAAACUCCAUUUGCGGCAUCUACAUUGCAGCAACAAACGACGCAAAGUCCGCAGAAGAGAAUAAAUACGCAGCUUGAAACACGAACAGUUGAUGGAAAACGUCGAAUUACGCCAAGAUUCAUUCCCGUAACUGACGAACCAUUGGAUACGGCUUCGGAGAAAUCUGCCGUUUUGAUUUCGUCGCAGGAACAAACAACUUUAGUAAAAUCAGACUCAAUUACCUCAAGCAGUUCUGUCAAUCCAAUCAGUAUCAACGACUCAGCAUCCGAAAAGGAAAGCGCUUUCGUCACCGCAGAUCAAAUCCGUCUCGAUGCACGAAUAAAAAAGAUCAUUCCUCCCACGAAACCCAUAAAUUUGGAUGCCAAAUACAACAUGGAAGAAUCAAAUGGCGAAAAGAAGGCAACAAACGCUCCAAUUCCGCUUCACAUGCAUCGUCCUGACGCCGGAAAUCCAAAACCUUUCACGGGAUCUCUCUUCAAAGUUGUCGGAAACUUGCGAAUUACCGUCGUUAACGAGACAAAUCAGACCUUAAUUGGCCCUUUAACUCGUGUGACUUGCACAAUGGCGGAGAAAAAAAUUUGGGAACUGCACAUCGACUCACCGAUUGUCAUUUUUAAUUGUUGUUCGCGUUUCAUUAUGACUUGUAGUAAUGAUGGGACUCUCCGUUUUAUCGAAACGCAGUCUGGAAUGUUACUUUUGCCGGUAAUUACGCUCGCAACGCCCGUUGUUCUGUGCUCGAUCAGUGCAAAUCUCGCAAAUGCGGCGAUUUUGACGAAAAAUUGCGAAUUACGGAUCUGGAAUAUCGAGAAAAAAUGCAAAGUUCAGAGCAUGGAUUGUUCCGACGUUAUUUCUAAAGGUGCGGCAAAUGCACUUUUCGUGAAUGAUCAUGGAGAUCCGUUCAUAACACUUUGCGAUGGCGCUUCGUAUUCAUUCUCGAAAGAUUUGGAUUGUUGGUUGAAACUCUCGUCGGCGGAUCUCAUGUCAAAAAUUUUCCUCUCACGUCACAUCGGGUCGAAUUUCACGCGAAACAUGAAACAAUGCCCGCUCACGACAAUCCAAUCGUUCGGCAAAGGCUUCAACGUGAAGACAAACGCCUUGGAUAUGAUUCCCGAUCAAUGGCCUCACACGAUGGAGCUACUUUUCCUCGAAAAUCAGAUCAAAUUGUGCGAAACACUGACAUCGAGUGACGAAAUUCGCUUUUGGUAUGCGGCAUUGGGCACGAAAUUAGCAACGCAUGGCACGGAACAGAGGAUUCGAAAAGUGCUCGAUGGACUGUUGAAUAAUCACAUGUGCGGCAAAGGCGACAAGAAUUCCAAAAUUUAUCUCGAAAUUCUGCUGGAUAAGAUGAAGAAAGAGUCGAAAUGGCAACGACUGUUUAUGGAGUACAAUGAACAAAUUUGUUGAGUGCGGGCAAAGUGAUUCGUUAGUUGUUAAGCGUUUUUUUUUCUGGAUGUACUUCUGAAAUGAAGAUGAAUAAAUUAUUGA